Molecule: messenger RNA, 2690 nt
Organism: Mya arenaria
Lineage: Eukaryota; Metazoa; Mollusca; Bivalvia; Myida; Myidae
Exons: 5
Coding region: 1848-2510 (220 amino acids)
Source: RefSeq, a predicted model, not a curated record
UUAUCUUUUAAUUAUUAGUCCUAAAGAAAAACUCAUUUUUCAGGUGUACCCAUUUGACAUAUACUUACAAUUUAAAUUGUUUGCAAUAUUUUCCCACUUAAACCCAGAAACAAUGUAAAUAUUUUCGUCCAAUUAUGGAGAAAAAGUUGAUGAGUUCAUGUGUAAAAAGGUGGUCUAAGUAGAUUAUAUAAAGAGGAAGUGAAUGUGUUUAUAGUACAAAAUUGACUUAAGAGGGAAUUUUAAGAAACAUUGGAUGUGUUUGUGUCAAUAGGUGGACAAACUAGAGAAUAUCUAGAGAAUACGGAAGUGUUUAAGAUGAUUGUAGACUUAACAGGGACUAUUUAAAAUAAAUGAAGUGUUCAUGUUAAGAAAUGGACUACAAAGAGAAUAGCUACAGAAAAGGGAUGUGUUCAUGUUAAAAGUGGACUAAACUGGGAAUAGCAAGAGACACAUGAUAUGUUUGUGUAAAAGGUUGGAUAAUUAAGGAAUAGUAAAAGAAGCGUUUAUGCUAAAAGUAGGACUAGGCAGGGAUGUCGAAGGGUGGGAAAGAUAGGGAAUAUUAAGACACAGAUACAUGCUUAUGAUGAAAGGUGGGAUAGAUAGGGAAUAUUCAGAGACAUUAUUUGUGCUCAGGUGGGCUAGAUAAGGAAUAGACAGAUAUAGUAGAUAAGAUCAUGUCAAAAUAUUGAGCUAAAUAGGGAAUAAUUAUGGACAAUAUAAUUAUGUGUUCAUGUUGAAGAUGGACUAGAAAUGGAAUACUAAGAGAGAGAUAUUUUAUCUAUAUUGAAUGUGGACUAGGUACUGAAUAUUAAGACCGAGUCGAUGUGUUAAUGUUUAAAUGUAAACUACAUUUGAGAUAUUAAGAUAUUUUGAAUGUGUUCAUGAUGAAGGUGAACUAGAGAGGAUAUAAAUAAACACAAGGAGUUUGUUCAAAUGUUGAAUGGAUAGGUAAAAUUAAGAGAUAAUAAUGACUGUUAAACAUAGUAUUGAUAGGGAAUAUUAAGAGACAUAGGAUGUGUUCAUAUUGAAGGUGUGAUUCAUGGGGAGAUAUGAGGCAGAUGCCCUAUGUUUAAGGUGGGUCUGAUAGGGAAUAUCAAUAGUUAGUUAAUGUGUUUAUGUUUAAGGUUGACAAAAUAGGAAAUAUUCAGAACAAGUUGAUGUGUUCAUGUACAAGGCGGGCUAGGUAGGGGUAUUAGGAGGCAUAGUAUGUGUUUAUGCUGAAGGUGGCCUAGAUAAGGGAACAUUGAGAGACACAGGACUUGUUCAUGUUAAAAUAAUGACUUAUUUGAGACUUUUUAGAGACAGUGGGUGUUAAAAAGGGCGAAAAAGAGAAUGUCCAGAAACAGUGGAUGUGCUCAGGUUUUAAAGAAAGACUUAAUACGGAAUAUGUAGAGAUAGUGGAUGUAUUCGUAUUAAAGAGUAGACCAAAUAUGGAAUAUUUAGGGACAAAGGAUGUGAUCAUUUUGUAGGCGGACUAAAUACAGAAUAUUUUAUGACAUCAGGGGCCAGUUGCUCAAAACCUCAAUUAAAUUUAACAGUACGUUACCUUAACCAUCCGUUAAAUCCAUAACUGACUGUUACUUAACGGUCAGUUUAAUUCUUGUUGCUCAUAGCUAUUUAACGCUGCCGUUUAGUAACGCUAGCGUUAAAUGCUUAACAGUCAAUUAAAUCCAACUUCCUGACCCAUAAUUCAUCUGUCACCAUCAUUCAGCAUCCAAGAUGGCCGACAUCAUAAAGUCUUCUGCUUAUGAUACUGAAAAACAAAAAAAGGAGAAAAAAACCUAAUUUCACAGCUAGUGAAACUUUGAUCAUAGAGGAAUGUAUGGGGAGACUUCGAUACAAGGGAAAUGCUGACUAACAAAUUUACUGAUAAAAUUUCUAAUGAGAAAAAGAAAAGAAAAUGGGAAGAAAUAGGUGUCAAAUGUUCUGCCCUGGGGUGUGCUGUUCGGACUGGCGAUGAAAUCAGUGUUAAAUGGCAGAACAUGCGAAAAAAUGCCAAGGCUGAGAUAACAAGUGAAAGGCUCCAGCGGAGAGAGAGUGGGCGGGGUACUGACACGCUAAAGAAGGCUACAGAUCAAGCCAAUAGAAUUGUAUCUAUAGAUGCUGAUGCCAGUUUCAAUGGAGUUGUAGGUGGAAUGGACUCUGAUGAGCCAGAUGGUCUUUCGUUUAUACCAAAUUUAACAGAUGAAGAAGAUGCGGAGAGUGAAAGCCUUAGGUCAUCAAAGUUACCCCCGCCAUCCAAGAUCAUGAUGGUGGCACAGCCUACUGCAGGACCAUCAAAGAGCGGUUACCAAGAACACAAACAGGAACGUGUUGUCAAGAGAAGGAAGACCAAAGCAGAGGAACUCAUUGAUUGGCAAAUUAUAUACUUUCAAAAUCAGGUGGAAUUGGCACAGCAAGAGAAGGAAAUCAAUCGGGUGAAGCUGAGAGUGAUGGAAAAAUAUGAGAAAAAAAAACAUGAUACAGAGGAAAUAGACGGAUUCAUCCGGACAACCUUCUUCAAGAGUUAAACAUGAACAUGUGAUAUGGUUUAUUUCAUCCUGGUUUUCAUGGCGUUUAUUUAUUAUUUGACUGUUUGUAAUUUAUGUACGAGCUUGUAAAGUUACCUACAUGAUGUGUUUAAUUCAGUGUGAAUUGUCUGUCUGUAAUAUUUGGGCCAUUCUGAGCGAUUUACCUUAUUUGCCAAAAUA